AUGCAGCUGUUCUCUAAGGAAAAGAAAGAACCCGUGUACGUGGAGGACAACCUUGACCAGGUUGUCACCACUGCCGAAGGGGAUGUUGUCGAGAACGCCGACGACCUUCACCGUCGAUUGGGCAACAGACAGAUUCAAUUGAUCGCCAUUGGUGGUUCCAUUGGUACUGCCAUUUUCGUCUCCGUUGGUUCUGGUCUUGCCCGCGGUGGCCCCGGUUCCCUGUUCAUCGCCUACGCUAUCUACUCAUGCUUCCUCGCACUCGUCAACAAUGGAAUUGCGGAAAUGACUGUCCUGUACCCCGUCUCUGGUGGUUUCGUCCGUCUUGCGGGUCACUUCGUCGAUGAGGCCUUUGGGUUCAUGGCUGGCUGGAACUUCUUUAUCUACGAGGCACUGCUCAUCCCAUUUGAAAUCACGGCUUUGACAACUGUGCUGGGCUUCUGGUCAGCGGACAUCCCACCUUGGGCUGUUCCUGUCGCCUGUAUCGUCCUCUACGGCCUUCUCAACUGCCUUGCUGUCAAGGCUUAUGGAGAGGCUGAGUUCUGGCUAUCUGGCGGAAAGGUCAUCUUGAUCUUCCUGCUCUUCGCCUUUACUUUCGUCACGAUGGUCGGUGGUAACCCAGACAACGACGCCUAUGGCUUCCGCAACUGGCGAUCUCCAGACGCCUUCGCCGAGUACCGAACUACAGGCACACUUGGACGCUUCGAGGGCUUCCUUGCAUGUCUCUGGUCUGCCUCCUUCACUGUCGUCGGUCCAGAGUACGUUUCCAUGGUCGCUGCCGAGGCGAAGAGGCCACGAAUCUACAUCAAGAGCGCGUUCAAGACCAUGUACGCUCGCUUCGCCAUCUUCUUCAUUGGAGGUGCCCUCGCUUGCGGUAUCGUCGUUGCCUACACUGAUCCUGUGCUCGUCGGAAUCAUCUCUGGAGACCUCGGUGGCAGCGGUACUGCUUCGGCUUCGCCAUAUGUCAUUGCUAUGGACAACCUCCGUAUCAAUGGGCUGCCACACCUUGUCAACGCUCUCCUCGUCACCUCCAUCUUCUCCGCCGGAAACACCUACACAUAUUGCGCCACCCGUUCUCUCUACGGUCUAGCUCUCGAAGGCCGCGCACCAGCUUUCCUCCGCUACUGCACGAAGACCGGUGUCCCACUCUUUGCCUUCGUCAUUGUCAUGAUCUUCCCCUGCCUGUCUUUCUUGCAGGUUAGCAACGGCUCUGCGGAGGUCCUCACAUGGCUCAUCAACCUCAUCACUGCUGGUGGUGUUAUCAACUACAUCGUCAUGUGCAUCACCUACAUCUUCUACCACAAGGCCGCUGUCGCCCAGGGCCUCGACCGCAAGAGCUUGCCAUACUAUGGUUGGUUCCAGCCAGGUUGCGCAUACUUGGGUCUCGCCUGGAUGUCCAUGGUUGUGUGCUGCUACGGAUACUCUGCAUACGCACCAUGGAACGUGGAGAGCUUCUUCAUCUACUACGCUAUGUUGAUUCUUGCUCCUAUCCUCUUCAUCGGCUGGAAGGUCAUCAAGCGCACCAAGUUCAUCGGCUCUCACGAGGCUGAUUUGAUCUGGGAGCGACCUACCAUUGAUGCGUACGAGGCUACUUUCAUUGAUCCACCAAAUGGCUUCUGGCGCGAGAUGCUCCAGAUGGUUGGUAUCGGACGCAAGAAGUUUGGACAGGAUCGUCGACGAUCGAGCGUCGUUGUUCCAGGCAACAAGGUCUAAAGAGGUGUUCAUGAGUGGUGCGGCAUUUUGGUUUCACUACUUGCGAGAGUAGAGGGAAUGUGGUGGAGUGGAUGUUUGAUCACGAUGUAACGAUUUGGAAGAAGAAGAUACCCUGAUUGCAUGUAUACAUGCAUAUGAAC
This is a messenger RNA of Cercospora beticola, 1850 nucleotides long. RefSeq lists its product as uncharacterized. NCBI's taxonomy places the organism in Eukaryota, Fungi, Ascomycota, Dothideomycetes, Mycosphaerellales, Mycosphaerellaceae. Gene Ontology annotation, cellular component: membrane. The record is from RefSeq and is a predicted model, not a curated record. Gene Ontology annotation, molecular function: amino acid transmembrane transporter activity. Gene Ontology annotation, biological process: amino acid transmembrane transport.